AUGGUUUCAGCAGCCCAAGAGCAAGAAUCUUCGAAAGGAAAGUUGCAUUUUCUGGGCUUUCAGAUGGGCGGCGGGGGCGCGGCGCGGGAGCCGGAGCUUCGGUGGCCGCUGAGCCGGCGGGGCGCCGCUCGCCCAGCCGCGGCCGCGGAAAGUUCGGCCGCUAGAAGGACGACCUGGCAGGCAGCGAGCGCCCGCUCCGCCAGAGCCGAGUUUGCCCGCAGCUGCCCCUCCCCGUCUCCGGGAGCCGAGCUCCUCACCUGCCCUCCGCCCACCCGCACGCCGCUAGCCAACUUCUCCCUGCAACUGGGGGGUAACAGGCACUUCUUGCCCUCUCUACUGUCCCGACGGCACCCGUAUGUCUCCGGACACCUGAACACCCCAGUGUCCCUGAGGAGCCUCCCGGCAGGGAGGGGAGCACCGGUUCCCUUCGCGCCGCACAUCAGCGCGGACCGCGGACGCCUCACCUCCCGGUCCCGUCCCUUCCUUUUCCUCCAGGGGAGGAGGAUGGGGUUGGAAACGCUUCCCCCGAGGAUGCUCGUGUGGCUGGUGGCCUCGGGGAUUGUUUUCUACGGGGAGCUUUGGGUCUGCGCUGGACUCGAUUAUGACUACACUUUUGAUGGGAACGAAGAGGAUAAAGCGGAGACGAUAGACUACAAGGACCCUUGUAAAGCCGGGUGCGGUUCCCCAAUGUUCGCCUGAGACCGAGUUGGUUAGAGUUCCCCAAAAGAUGGGCGGGGAUGGAAUUGCCACCUUGGGACACCUUUGCUCCCUCUUUUGCCAGGGAUCUCAAGUGUGGGAUGCAGGCGAGAAGGGUAUUGUGACGACCUUGGAAACUCCCACGCUAGAUGGAAUUCAAAUGCUUUUGCCCAUUUAAAAUAAACCUUAAAAAAAAAAAAAAAAAAAAAAGCUCCAAGUUGUUACCCCAUCCAAACUUGCGCCUUCCUUCCUGUGUACACACCCCGGGAACUGCAGUUUGACCUGCACGGCCUGAAGCUCAGCUUCUCCUCGUCCGUCCGGGAUCGGCCCGGGACCUUCCCCU
Messenger RNA from Lontra canadensis (Northern American river otter), 1039 nucleotides. RefSeq lists its product as uncharacterized. The transcript has 3 exons. The coding region runs from base 1 to 699 and encodes 232 amino acids. NCBI's taxonomy places the organism in Eukaryota, Metazoa, Chordata, Mammalia, Carnivora, Mustelidae. The record is from RefSeq and is a predicted model, not a curated record.